Protopolystoma xenopodis is the source of this 159-nucleotide messenger RNA. The record is from the annotation of a GenBank genome assembly. NCBI's taxonomy places the organism in Eukaryota, Metazoa, Platyhelminthes, Monogenea, Polystomatidea, Polystomatidae.
AUGGCUUUCACGUUUUGGCUGGUUGGCAGUUUCGAUCUCGCCGCUGCUCCCAACGCGAUUCGAGACGGAGGCGAAUGCGUCGAGGGGAAGAACUGCCACUCCGCCAUUCGGCCACGAGUACCAGUGGAUGACUUUCACGGCAAGUUGGACCUCGCCUAA